Molecule: messenger RNA, 831 nt
Organism: Adineta ricciae
Lineage: Eukaryota; Metazoa; Rotifera; Eurotatoria; Adinetida; Adinetidae
Source: the annotation of a GenBank genome assembly
AUGGCCGACAACACCACUUCGGUCAUUCCUGAUGAUCUAAAUACACCAGAAAUUAUUCGUAUUAAAUAUAUUGUUUUGCAAGUUUUACAAAUAUUUUCAUGGCCGAUCUAUUUCUUCGUUUUCUUUCACAUUCUCACGAACAAAACUCAACGAAAAUCAUUGAACAAUCAUGUUAUAGUUGUUUUACUAUUGUCCAAUUGUUUCCAAUUGUUUUUCGACCUAUCAUUAGUUCUUUCUUGGUUACAUCAAGGAAUCAUACGUCCAGCAACGCCAGCAACAUGCUACUUCUGGAAUUUUAUGAACUAUUGGGCAUACUAUGCCAGUUUUAUUAUCAUGCUUUGGGCUUCAUUGGAACUUGGAUGGUGUGGGUUUAUGUGUUAUGAAAAUUAUGCUGCUAGUUGGGUUCUUCUCUACGAAUAUCUCGCGCACGAAAUUAUUCCGAUGUUUCUUGAGGCAUUUCUUAGUAUACUUUUGAUUUUACGUGUUGUUUUCCAACGUCGACGCAUUCGUCAACAAGGAGCUCAAUGGCGGCGAAAUCGGAAAAUGAUUUUACAACUGUUAAGCAUAUCUUUUCUUUCAACUGCAUUCAAUAUACCUGAUGUCAUCAGUCCGUUGUAUUAUUUAAUAUUUGACGUUAAAUUAAUCGCCGAGAAUAUUCAAGAAUUUAUUUUAGCUUAUGUAGGAUAUGGAACUUGUAUUUUUCUUCCCAUCGUAUGUCUUACAACCAUACCACAUAUGAAAGAGAAAUUAUUCAAUAUGGUUGAUUAUCGUCGAUGGUUGGACUUUGAAAGGAAACAACAGCGCAUUGUUCCUACAUCACGACAUCCAUAA